Molecule: messenger RNA, 1351 nt
Organism: Anguilla anguilla (European eel)
Lineage: Eukaryota; Metazoa; Chordata; Actinopteri; Anguilliformes; Anguillidae
Product: stress-associated endoplasmic reticulum protein 1
Exons: 3
Coding region: 143-343 (66 amino acids)
Biological process (GO): endoplasmic reticulum unfolded protein response
Cellular component (GO): endoplasmic reticulum
Source: RefSeq, a predicted model, not a curated record
AGUUUGUGUAUACGUAGACAUUUCAGUCGGCUUUGUCACUCUUUCGCGGAUACCGUUUGCUACCGAGUUAAAAUCUGGUGACACAACCUUAACAUCUUUUCAGUUUCGCUGCAAUUACGAGUGCCCAUCCAGACCCGGAAAAAUGGUAGCAAAACAGAGAAUUCGCAUGGCCAACGAGAAACACAGCAAAAACAUAACGCAGAGAGGAAACGUGGCCAAAACUACGAGAAACGCCCAGGAUGACAAAGUGUCAGUUGGACCCUGGCUUCUGGCGCUUUUCAUCUUCGUUGUAUGUGGAUCAGCAAUAUUCCAGAUCAUCCAGAGCAUCCGGAUGGGAAUGUAAGAUGGAGGCCCCCACCUGUCCGCCUGUCCUCCACCUGUCUCCCGGUCAUCUCCCACCAGCAUCCCUCACUCUGCCUUCCUGAUGGAUACCCCAGGCCUGGCGAGGCUCCAGCCCCCAAACAUCCUCCUUCUUCUGUUUUUUUUUUCUUUUUGUUUUGUUUGUUUGUUUGUUUUCUCGAGUUUUUGGCCACGCCAGGUCGCUGUGCCCACCCUCCCUGUGCCUUAAAAGUGGAACCAAAAGCACGCGUUUAGAAAGCCAUACGAGUUACAAUCCUGCAUUCCAAUCUGGGACCCACGAUCAAAGAGUCAAAGUCUCGCACAAUUUUGUAAUCCUGUUUUUUAAAAGAUCUGUGAUUCCAAUUAUGCAUCUAUCCUUGACCAUGUUGGACUCUACUUUGCCUUCUCUGUACAUGAUUCCAGUCUAAUUGCAAAUAAUGUCCUCUUUAUUCUAGGGGGAUUUGUUUUUUUUAAAAGGUGUUUUUUUUUUUGGUUUGUUUCCUAUUGGGAAUAGUACACCUCUUAAGUCUUGUACACGUCCAGGAAGCGACCACUGAGAAGACGACAGUAACUUUAUUCCACAGCUGUACAAAAUGGAAUUUAAAUUGUAAGAAAUGUUUGUCUUAAUUUUUCCCUUCUGUAUUUAUGGAUCUUAAUUCUGAGAUGGUGUUGCGCUUUGGUUCUGUAUGUCCAUUGAUUUCCAUGUGUUUGUUACCUAAAGUAGGGUGUGUGUGUGUGUCUGGUGCUGAGGGGUUGGGCCAAAGAGCGACUGGUUUUCAUUCCACUAAAGCCUAACCCUAACUGGUUGCCUAAUAUAGGAUUCCCACCCAAUCGCCAGCUCUACACAAGCUGGAUUUUUACACCCUCUUGGCCACCAGAGGGUGCACUGCCCCUACAGGAAAUGAAGUUCAGUUCGAAGUAAAUCUGCCUGCAGUGUGUGCCACAUGCAAAGAAAAACCUGCCUUUUCUGCUGAUAAAAAAGUAAAACCAAUAAAAAAAAGGAAACAAGGAA